UUGCAUUGGUUAGACACUGUUAGGAUAAUGAAUGUAGUAAAGGGACGAACUUGAGUCUUUGCCUUGAGGACGGCGGUAUAAUCAGAGGCUCCCCUUGCUGUAGACUAGGAGCGCUGUGAUCGGGGAUUUACUGCACAGCGAUUUCCAUACAGAAGAACAUCCCUGAGAUCAGCUGUUCCAUGGACCUCGUUUCUGAUGCUUUCUCGGAUGUUUUACACUGAUCCAGGUCAGUGCUGAGUGUUAUCUCACAGAGACCAUUCGUCGUAAGAAUAGAGAAGAGGGCGAAAGAUAAAUAAACAAACAAACAAAAAAAACAAGGAGGGAAUGCAGCAAUGAGACAUCCAUCAGGCUCAGAAGAAGCUGCGCAUUAGUCACUCGUAGGAAGCGUCCUGAGAUCAUGGCUUAUUUGGAGCUGAACGCAAAGAUCAGUGUGACGUAACGCAGCCCUAAAGCAAUGCUGUGCGGCUUCUCGAGCCUUUCUGAACUCUGCUGAGAGAAUGAGGCAAGCUGUGAGCGCCACACUCUCGGUGUGGGGUGAGAGGCGCUUGGGGUACACCUCUCUAAACGACUCUAGGGAGGCGCUGCUGGAGGACAGCUGCCUGAUGCCUGGGCUUAAAGAGGACUCUGUUGUGGAAGAGAAGGAGCUGGCAGACGGCGAUCAGGAUGAACAGGAGGCAGUUGUGGGAUCCUCACCGUCCACACCUCCAGCAGUGACUCAGAGUGAUGGAGCUUCACCUGAAAAUCUGGAGGCAAACACGCUGUCAUCUGCGCUCAGAUCAGAAUCGAAUUCAGGUCGUCGGGGCAGUAUGAACAUAAACGUUCAUGAGAAUGGAUCCACUACAGUGAGAAGGGGCUCUCUUGGUGCUCUACUUGUGCAGCGUUGCAGUUCUCUAGGCUCCACAGCCCCACAGUGGGUCCCGGAUUCUCAGGCACCUGUGUGUAUGAAAUGUGGCUCCAGAUUCUCCUUUACAAAGAGGAGGCACCACUGCAGAGCCUGCGGGAAGGUGUUCUGUGUGGUCUGCUGUGACUUGAGAUUCAGAUUGACUCACCUGGGUGGAAAAGAGGGUCGGGUCUGUGUCACCUGUCACGAUACUCUCAUUAACAAGACCCUUCGUAAGGAACAAAAGAAAGUAUGGUUUGCUGACAGCGUUUUAUCCAAAAACGAGACAUCUAGUGCCAACAAUACUCCGACCCACAGAGAUUCAAUGCAGACAAAUGCACCUGCAGCAGCUCAUGUUGUAUCUGCAGACCAGACUGAUAUGCCAAACUCUCCUUGUUUGGAGCAUCAGGAAGUGGUUAACAGUCCUAAAGGGAGCUCAGCUAAGCCCUUACCCCAUAAAGGACUUCCCCCUAUCCUCACCUCUACAGGUGUUAAAGGAGAUUACACAGUGGAGGAAAAGCGAACAGAAACUUCGUUGUUAGAGGAGCUUGAGCAAGGUCAAACCGAGCCUCUGGUAUUCGUCCUCAACGCCAACCUUCUGGCCAUGGUGAAGAUCGUCAGCUAUGUAAACCGGAGGUGCUGGUGUGUGACAUCUAAAGGUAUGCAUGCAGUGGGUCAGCCAGAGGUGGUGGUGCUUUUACAGUGUUUACCAGAAGAGAAGCGAUUCCCUACAGACAUCUUCAAUCACUUUAUUCAAAUCUACUGGGAUGCCCAGACAGCGGGAAAGCUCUUGAAUCAUCUGAGUCAUUCUUUGGCUGCACGAGGCUUUCUAGACAGCGAGGAGCAUGCUGGUUUUCUCUAUGUGCGUCCCACGUUACAGUCGUUGGACGGCCUGCCGCUGCCCCCCCAGCCCUUUCUGUUUGGCCUGCUCAUUCUUCGGGCUGAGAGUCCUUGGGCCAGGGCCUUCCCCCUGCGUCUCAUGCUACGUUUGGGAGCUGAGUAUAGAUUCUAUCCCUGUCCUCUGUUCAGUGUACGAUUCAGAGAGCCACUGUUUGGUCAGAUCAACAACAGCAUUAUGAGACUCCUUGUGGACUUCCGCUUUUACCGUUACACAUUGCCAGUAGUUACAGGGCUCAUGGUUGAUUUGGAGGCACGGAGCACGUGCAUCACGAUCCCGAAAAGCCGUCACGCUGAGCUGCUGAAGGUGCUGAGUAAGUCGAACGAGAAACUGCUGGCGAUGGGCGCUUGCUUUAAUGAGCGUGCCGACUCCCACCUCAUCUGUGUGCAGACUGCGGAUGGACAGUACCAGACUCAGGCGAUCAGCAUCCAUAGCCAGCCUCGCAGAAUUACAGGCUCCUGUUUUUUCGUGUUCAGCGGUGCACUGAAGGCUUCAUCAGGAUAUCUGGCCAAAUCCAGCAUUGUUGAAGAUGGAUUGUUAGUCCAAGUGACCAUGGAAACCAUGCUGGACCUACGGCGAGCUCUUCGAGACAUGAGAGACUUCACUUUGACCUGUGGAAAACUCCACCAAUCCGAACGACAGGAAUACGUACACAUUCGGUGGCAGGAUGAAGAGCCACAUUUCAAUAAGGGCAUAAUCAGUCCUAUUGAUGGCAAAUCUAUGGAAUCCAUCACUUGUAUAAAAGCGCACCAGAGAUUAGAGUAUCGAGCGAGUGGGAAGGUCAUACGGUGGACAGAGGUAUUCUUCCUUCAGAGGGAGGAGCCGUAUAACGGCCCCAACAGUUACGCCCAUCAUAACCGUCUGACGGAGCGACUGGCACGAGCGUUCUGCUUGGCACUGUGCAAUUCUCUGAGCCUGUUAAAAGAGGAUGGUAUGACCAAAUUAGCACUGCGGGUCACCCUGGAUGGACAGAAGAUGGAGUUCCUGGCAGGCAGUAACGGUCAGCCGCUGCCACCGCAUUACCAGGACAGUCUGAACCAGUCCCUAAGUGCAGUUGUCCAAAGUGUGUGCCAGCGUCACGGACACACAGCCCUCCAGCUAGAGCUCAUUUUUUACAUCCUGGAGGACAUCGCGUAGACGUCAUCUUCUAAAACCCAGAUCAUAAAGCAACAUGCUGCUCCUGGGUGUCACGGACCCAGUCUAACCCGCCUUUCACGUACAUUUUCAAAGACUGGAAAGAAUAAAUGACAAUGCGUAUAUGACCUGUGUUUGUAGAAAAUAACCCAGAUUCCUCUGAUUCAGCUCUUUGUAACGGUUCCAUAGACCCGAGCAGAUAGAUUCGGUCCUGACUGAGCCACGUUGAAAAUUUCCGCUGGUCGCUGUGCAGCUGCUUUGUAGAAAAAUGGUGUUGUUGAGCAUGCGAUUCAGCCUACGCCAAACCCACCCUACAGUCCACUAGUCAGAAAUCAGGACUGUAGGGUGGGUUUGGUGUAGGAUGGGUCCAUGAUCAGAGGAAACAACCACUUUUACUGAAUGGAUAGAAUUCAUUCGCAUGACUUCCUUUUGCUUUCAGUCUUCCUUAGAUCAAAGUACAAUAGAAGUAUUUUACUAUAUAUCUCUUUUGGUGAUCCAGAUGCUAAUUUGCAGAUAUACAGAUUCCUUCCUUCAGUACGUCACAGUAUAAAUUCCAUUAUCUCCCGCAGCUAUACAAACAACAGGUUUUACUUCCUCCCAAGUGGUGACCUUUGUUCUACAUUGUCUUGCACUGGAACACUGAUCGUACAAAGAGCCAUGGAGGAACUCUUUUACAGCCAUUCUGUAGACUUUUCUCUUCCACUGAAUGUACCGUCAACUGUUUCCUUCUUUUUCUCUCUCUCAAUCUUACUAUCGAACUCUGUCUAUCCCAAAAACAUUCUCUCUCUGUCACAGACACACUCACACUCUCGCUCACACACACUAUCCCUCAUACAGUACACCUUCUCUGUCACAUACACACUCACUGUAUCUACACUCUCAUACACACACUUUCCUUAUCUCUCGCUCACACACACUGUCCCUCAUACACCCUGUCUGUCUCACACACUCACUUUCUCCACUGUCUCAUACACACACUCUCUCUUUCCUUCUCUCUCGCUCACACACCCUCGCUCUGUCACCUCCACUCUCUCACACAAUCACACACACUCACUCUCUCUACUCUGUCUCAUACGCAUUCUCUCUCACACACACACUCACACUAUACAUCUCAUACACCCUCUAUUACCUCCACUCACUCUCAUAUACACACACACACUGUUUCCUUCUCUCUCAAUCACACACACUAUCAACUCUCUUUACUCGCCGUUUCACACACACACACACACACACACUCUCUCCAUACUCUGUCUCACACACACUAUCGAUCUCAUCCUCUCUCUCAUACUCUAUACACUCCAUACUCUUUACACACACACUCACUAAUCUCAUACACGCACACACUUACUCUCUAACUCGUACUCCGUCUCACACACAUUCUCACUUUCUCACACACGCACAGACCCGCCUGCUGAAAUAUCAGCCACGCGCCCGAGUCUCCGCUAAUCCUUUCAGUGAAUGAGAAGAGAAUGGAGAUCUUGUUGUCAUCCUACAUGUUUAGCAUAACUGAGAUUACUGAAGCAUCUGAAAGCAUGUGGUGGUGACACUCUGAAACAAUGAGAUGUUUCUCAACCAACUAAUUUGAAAGCACCAGCCAUUAUACCAUACCAGCUCGGUCUGCUCUUAACAAGUGCAACUAACGCUACCCUUCAACACCGUGUCAAAUUAAUUGUGAAAAUAUGUACAUAAUGUUUGAGGACAUGUAAAGAAAGUCUUGUAAGAUGUUAUGCAAAAUAAUAAUAAUAAUAAUAAUAAUAAUAAAGAAGAAUCCUGAAACACCAUUUUAAAAUGGAAUUUAUUUUCUUGUUUUCAAGUCAUUAUACUUCAGUAACAAAAAUUUAGCGCCCUAUCAAUCUCAUUAGUACUGACAGUAAAUCUAAAAUAUUUACAUCUGGAACUCAAGUUGUCUUAAGAGAAAUGUACAGUGCUGUUGGUCACUGGAGAGUCUGAGAAAAGAAGGGAGGAAGGGAAAGGAAUGGAAGGGAAGAGAGGAAUGGAGUGAAGGAGGAGUGCAUUCACUCAUGACAAGGUGAGCACCAUCAGUGAAGAACACAGCCAGUCAUUAAAUUAUCUCUUCUCUUCAUAUAAUGUGCUCAUUAUUUAUUCUCUAUAGAUUAACAAUUAAAAUUAAUAACAAA
Tachysurus fulvidraco (yellow catfish) is the source of this 5050-nucleotide messenger RNA. RefSeq names its product zinc finger, FYVE domain containing 9b (gene zfyve9b). The transcript has 16 exons. Lineage: Eukaryota; Metazoa; Chordata; Actinopteri; Siluriformes; Bagridae. Gene Ontology annotation, biological process: endosomal transport; liver development. Gene Ontology annotation, molecular function: metal ion binding. Gene Ontology annotation, cellular component: early endosome membrane; endosome. The record is from RefSeq and is a predicted model, not a curated record. Bases 498 to 2915 code for a protein of 805 amino acids.